Molecule: messenger RNA, 3999 nt
Organism: Periconia digitata
Lineage: Eukaryota; Fungi; Ascomycota; Dothideomycetes; Pleosporales; Periconiaceae
Source: the annotation of a GenBank genome assembly
UAUUGUGCUCGCACGCCCGCCCGCCAGCCCGCCCGCACGCCCACACGCACGCACGUAUUCGAGCCGCCUUCGCGCCAAGCUCGUCCGUGUGACUUGACUUGGACCCGAGUCCGUGCGUGCCAUUUCGCUCGCUUAGCUGCCAUCUGGCGAUUGGACCAUUGGACCACCGCCCGAUACGACUUCUUAUCGGCUUUCCAGUGCGACUUUUUUUUCUUUCUUCAAGCUGCACGCACCUGCCUAGUAGCACCGCAUAGCUGCUGCUACACAGCUCCUUCUCUCCACCUCCACCACCACCACCACCACGAACCCCGCCAUGCCACGGCACACACGCCUGCCAUAAACCUGUACCAGUUCCCCGUCCACGCGCGUACACCCGCAAUACACAAGCCUCUGCUUCCUUCCCAUCUCCCGCCGCCCGCCAUGGCGCCUUCCAAAACCGACCAGCAAUGGUCCGUCGAUUUCGAGAAUGCGCGCAAGCACCACCUCUUCUCCAACCCGCCCAAAGACCGAACAGCCUAUCCCGAGCUGUUGGAAUUGGUUGAACCACACAUAGCUUCUUUCAACGCCAUCUUCAAAGAUGGCGGCCAGCUCGAGGAAGCCAUCAAGGAUAUCGGCGAGAAGUCAUUUUCUGAUCGCCAUGGAAAUCGAUUGUCUCUUCGCAUAGAAAAGAUCUUCUAUGACAAGUCCAUGCUGCCCCCAACCAACAAGGUCGUUCUCAAACCCGAAAACCGCAAGGUCCUGCCUGCCGAAGCGCGCGAGCGACACUCGACCUAUCGCGGAAAAAUGUCUGCCAGGCUAAAUUUCAAGGUCAACAACGGUGAUUGGCAAUCGCUGGACCGCGAUCUCGGCUAUGUGCCCAUCAUGUUGAGGUCCAGUCGCUGCCAUCUUGAAUCCUCGACCCCUGCACAGCUCGUCAACUACAAGGAGGAGUCGGAGGAAUUCGGCGGAUACUUCAUCGUCAACGGUAUCGAGAAGAUCAUUCGUAUGCUCCAGGUUCAGCGUCGCAAUUACCCGAUGUCGAUCAGGAGAAUGGCCUUUAAGAACCGAGGACCUGGCUAUUCGGAAUUUGCCGUACUCGUACGCUCUGUGAGACCCGAUCAGUCCUCUCAGACUAAUGCGCUGCACUAUCUCAAUGAUGGUAACGUCAACUUCCGGUUUUCCUGGAGGAAGGCUGAAUACCUGGUUCCCACCAUGAUGAUUCUAAACGCCCUUGUCGAAACCAAUGAUAGAGAGGUGUUCCAAGCAAUUGUCGGUACAGCCCAGUCAGAGGGACUGGGUCAGAGGCAAUUUGUCAUUGAUCGUGUUGAGUUACUGCUACGUGCCUACAAAGUCUACGGCCUGCACUCGCGAGCCAUGACCAGGGCUUAUCUUGGUUCCAAAUUCCGGAGUGUUUUGCAGCUCGACGAGCUUACGAGCGACGAAGACGCUGGAACCUAUUUCUUGAGAAAGAUCGUAUUGCCACACCUGGGAGCCGACAAUGACAAAUAUCGAAUGUUACUCUUCAUGAUAAGAAAACUGUACUCUCUUGUGGAGGGUGAGUCUUGCGAGGACAACCCAGACACGUUGCAACACCAAGAGGCUCUGCUUGGAGGCCAAUUGUACGGAAUGAUCAUCAAGGAAAAGCUGGAAGAAUGGUUGAACUCGCUGCGAUAUCCCCUGAACGAGUGGGGGCGGAAGCAAGAUUGGAAGCCAUUCACCUCCCAGCAGUUCCAGACAGACUUCGUCCCAAAGAUCCUUGCGAGAGCGCAGGGAGAAGACCUCGGAAAAGCCAUGUCUUACUUCCUCUCGACAGGCAACCUCGUUAGUCCCACUGGGCUAGACCUCCAACAGACUGCUGGGUUUUGCGUCGUCGCGGAAAAAUUGAACUUCUUCAGAUUCAUUAGUCACUUCCGCAUGAUACAUCGAGGUGCUUUCUUCGCACAACUGAAGACCACGACUGUCAGAAAGCUGACAGGCCACUCCUGGGGUUAUCUCUGUCCUUCUCACACCCCUGACGGAGCGCCCUGCGGACUUCUUUCCCAUUUGGCUCAUAAAUGCAAAAUAGCAACCCAAUCUGUCGACGUCUCGGCCGUUCCUAAGCUGGUUGCUGGAUUAGGUGUAUCAGAUCAAGUUUCUGCGCUAUUGGAGAACAGCAUGGUUGUGCAACUGGACGGCCGAGUUCUAGGUUAUUGUUCCAAAAAACAAUCUAAGGUUAUAUCUGAUACACUUCGAUAUUGGAAGGUGGAAGGCGGUCACGGCGUACCAGUCGAAAUGGAGAUCGGCUAUGUUCCCCACUCGAACGGUGGACAAUACCCCGGUGUAUACCUGUUCUCUCAGCCGUCUCGGUUUUUCCGCCCUGUCAAAUACCUCCCUCUGGAUCAGCUGGAUUACGUCGGCCCAUUCGAACAGCCUUACAUGUCGAUAGCUGUGACGGAUCCCGAGAUCGUGUCCGGUGACAGCACACAUGUCGAAUACGACGCCAGGGCUAUGCUGAGUGUAGUUGCCAAUCAAACACCAUUUAGCGACCAGAAUCAGAGUCCGCGUAAUAUGUACCAGUGUCAAAUGGGUAAACAGACAAUGGGUACACCCGGGACGAAUUUGAAUUAUAGGACCGACAAUAAAUCGUACCGUAUCCAAACAGGGCAGUCGCCUAUAGUUCGCAGCUCUAGUUAUGGAUCAUACGGACUCGACAAUUUUCCACAGGGCGCCAAUGCAGUGGUUGCAGUUAUCAGUUACACGGGAUAUGACAUGGACGACGCUAUGAUAAUCAACAAAAGUGCAUUAGAGAGAUCCUUUGGCUAUGGUUCCAUCUACAAGACCAAGGUCUGCGAUCUCGAGGAAGGCAAGGCUGGACGUGGAAAGAAGAACAUACAGAAGUUGUUCGGAUUCUCCCCUAUCGGGACCGUUACAGCGGCUAUGAGGGAGAAACUUGACGAGGACGGCCUGCCGCGCGUUGGUACGAUGCUGCAGAAUGGCGAUUAUAUCGCUGCUUGGCAUACUGUCUCGUACGAUAAUGCUACUGGCGAGUUCGACAACAAGGAUGGAAACACGCAAUUUUUCAAAUACAAAGACGAUGAGCUUGCCUUCGUUGAAGAGGUUCGCGUUAUUGGUAGUGAAACCGGGACAGAUCCUUUGCAAAAAAUCUCGAUCAAAUUACGUAUACCUCGAACUCCAGUCAUCGGUGACAAAUUCUCCUCCCGCCACGGGCAAAAGGGUGUCUUGUCGCAGAAAUGGCCGGCAACCGACUUACCUUUCUCCGAGUCUGGCCUCCAGCCUGAUGUCAUCAUCAAUCCACAUGCGUUCCCGUCCCGUAUGACCAUAGGCAUGUUCGUCGAAUCGAUGGCCGGCAAAUCUGGAGCCCUCUCAGGACAAGCUGUGGACGGAAGCCCUUGGCAAUUCGAUGAGAAGAACACAGCGAUCGAUCAUUUCGGCGAACAGCUCCGAAAACAAGGCUAUAAUUAUCAUGGAAAUGAGCCAAUGUACAGCGGCAUUACUGGCCAAGAACUCAGCGCCGACAUCUACAUAGGAGUGGUGUACUACCAGCGUCUGAGGCACAUGGUCAACGACAAGUACCAGGUUCGGACAACUGGACCCAUUAAUUCUCUUACAGGACAACCUAUUAAAGGACGUAAGAAGGGAGGGGGUAUCCGGGUCGGCGAAAUGGAGCGGGACGCCCUCCUCGCCCACGGCACCGCGUAUCUUCUCCAGGACAGACUCUUCAAUUGCUCCGACUACACAAAAACCACCUUGUGCCGCGGCUGUGGCUCUUUUCUCUCCACCACUCCGACUAUCAGCGAGUUCACACGCAAGAAGAGGGGGGCAUUGACGGUGAGGUGCAGACGCUGUGCUAAGCUUGCAGAUAAUGCUGCACCUAAAAGCGAAGUCUGGUCGGAUGGUCAGGGCAUCAGGUACCACGGAGGUGAUAACAUUGCUGUGGUCGCGGUUCCGGGUGUCCUGAAAUACCUCGAUGUAGAACUGGCCUCCAUGAACGUUCGCCUUAGAUACAACGUCGACCGCUGA